UCAACGUUCUUCCAGAGUUUUCUUGAGACAGUGUUGCCCUGUUUUUCUGUAAACAGGUAUGAGAUGGGAAACCAGAAUAACAGGACUCAAGAGAUGGAUACAGAUGAACAAAAGGAACAUGGCUUAAGACCUGCUUUAAAAGAGAAGGAAACUAAAGCCUUCCAACAAAGGACCCCAGAGAUGGACACAGAUGAACAAAAGGAACAUGACUUAAGAUCUUCGCUGAGGCAAAAGGAAAAAGAAACUGAAGACCUCAAGCAAAGGAUUGAACAGAUUGAAGCUGAAAAAGAAGCUGCUCUAAAAGAAAAGGAAAAGGAAACUGAAGCCCUCAAGCAAAGAGUACAGGAGAUGGAGGCAGGACUUCAAAGAACAAGAUCUGACGCAGAAGAAAAAGAGGAACAACUAAAAUCAUUCAAGGACAGAGUGGCAGGGGAUGUUGCUCUGUCAAUCAAAACAGGGGAAACGAUGAGCCUUAACUCCCCUGUUAAUAAGAACAGAUUGACAGAGAUGUAUGACACCCUGAGAUGUGACUGGCCAAAAAUGAAAAAAUGUUUUAAAUCAAACCAAAUCCCUCCAGACUCUGUCAAAGAACUGAUCCAGACAAAGUUCAGGGAGGCAAAAGCUGAAAUGAAAGAGAGGAAAAUGUUGAUCAAUAAAGUGUUUCGAUCAAAUGGUGGAGCUGCAGCACAAAUGGCAGAACAGUACAGAAAGUUAACAAUCCAGAACCUGCAACUGACUCUCUACCACGAAAAAAAUGAUGCUGGUUCAAAGAAGCCCUUUCUUGGAAAUACAGCAGAAAAUCCUCAGGAUCUGAUGGCGUAUUUGGGCACUGAAUGUUAUUGGCUGGGUUGCCUGAUGGCUUUGAACAGCCCCCCUCUUCAACCUGACUGGGAGAAUCACCCCCAGUCCAUGGACAAAUGGGACUUUUUCCCAAAAUACGUCACAACUGCUUCUGAAAAUGAGUGAAAACAAAAUAAUCACAAAUCAAUGUCAAUUUACAUAGCUAUAAACUUGUGGAAAUCCCUUAACAUGAAACUUUAAAAUUGUAUCACAAUUUUUAUUUUAUUUAAAAAUGAAUAUGUAUGUUCAUAAAAAAAAGAAGAAAUUGUAUAGGUCCUCUAGACAGGUUUGUCUUUGUUAAAACAUUAUGUCUCUUCUCUAAGAGACUUCUUCAGUGUGAAGAGUUCUAAGCAGUUCCUUUGCAAAGGCAUGUUUAUGAUAAACACUCCUUUAGUUAAAGGAGUUCUAAGUAAGAAAUCUACAGUAAAAAUCAACCUAAAUCAUUAUCAUUGGUCACCUGGGAUUUAACUAACAUUCCCUAUAAACAAUCAGUCCUCUCCAUCAACCAUGAAUUAGUCAACUUUUUCUUCUUUCAAACCUAGAGGCAAUGUCUGGAACUACUUCCUUGUUUCUCAGCCAAUCGUAUGAGAGUUCCCAGCACAGAGCGCAGCCUUUGGUAUUUUAUCUUAGCGAAAGAGCAGCAGCCUGCUAACAUAGAU
Molecule: messenger RNA, 1499 nt
Organism: Fundulus heteroclitus (mummichog)
Lineage: Eukaryota; Metazoa; Chordata; Actinopteri; Cyprinodontiformes; Fundulidae
Product: histone-lysine N-methyltransferase, H3 lysine-79 specific-like
Exons: 13
Coding region: 64-966 (300 amino acids)
Source: RefSeq, a predicted model, not a curated record